AUGGAGUACAACGAAGAGAACGAAAACUUCAAGCUACUCGGCUGCCUGCACAUCAAACACGCCACUUUCGCCUGCGGGCUCAUCGGUUAUUUUUUUGUUACUUUCGAAAUAACGUGUUUUCAAGACCCCGCGUCUUCACUAUCUUCAACCUGAACUUGAUUACAGGAAUCAUAGCAACUUUGAGUGUUUUCGCUUUUGGAAUCGCUGUUUUUCCAUGGAAACUGUACGAGCAAAUAGUGAACAUUACAGGUCCGUUGAAAUGUUAUUUGAUAAGGAAAGUUUACUGUAAUUCAUAACAUUUCUAAACAGCUAAUUUUGAAAGCUAGUAAUUUGCGACAGCUGAAAAGGUUGUCCCGUUAUUAAGUUUCGCAGCUGUUUUGAAAGACGAGAAUGAGAAGAGAUUUUUGAUCUUUUGUAUGGAAGAAACUUGGAGAGUUCGAAAAUUUAAGCGAUGGCCGCAUUUGCCUGUUUUCUCGUCGGAGGCGUCGGCGUCCACGUCCUCGUCCUCUACGGACUCCACACCACCAGGGUAACCAAAGAUUUCCCUCGAUUCUUGGAAAUCCCGACGUUUUAGUUUCGUUUCAUGGCGCCUUCCGUGUUGUACCAGGCCUUUCUGAUGGUCCUCAACGGCAUAACUUCUCUGAUUGCCGUCGGCGAACUCGCCUCGGAGGUAGCUUCAGUUUCUCCGACAAUUCAGUAACAUGAGCAAGUAGAAUGUCCUGUCGCCGCGAGACCGACAGAUGGCCCACAUCGUGCUCUGUACCUGUCCGCCGAUCUUUGUCUGCCAGGCGGUUAUGAUAACCGUCGUCCUUCGUAGUCGGUACUACAUCCAGUGCAAGCGACGGUACAUCCGAAACGGACUUCCACCGGUAGGAAUCUCGUUUUUUCGAAUCGAGAAGUUUUCACAAGAAGAAGAGAAAGUAUGAAAUUGCCACGACAUUCAAACUAUGGAAAAGUUCAUGAGUCAGAGGAAUAGACUUCCUCUUGUAAGUUUUUGCACUUCGGCGUGAGUUACAUCAGAAAAACCUUUUCUCACACUCUUAGAACAAUUUUUAAAGGUACAUAAUUAUUUCUCGGAAACUGAUUACCUUCUAGGAAAUCCAUUUUGUAAAGUAGAAAACUAUGCGUUUUUGCAGCCUGUGCGAGAGGUCAUUCAUUUGUCGGCGGCAAACAAAGUUGGCAGCAUUGAUAUAUCGGAAACCCGAGAGGUUUGAUCGUUCCUCUCUGAUGGAAAUGAUAUUUCGGAUUAUUUGCAGGUUUCUCCGACGUUAAUGCCGACGACUGCAUAA
Messenger RNA from Caenorhabditis auriculariae, 1289 nucleotides. The record is from the annotation of a GenBank genome assembly. NCBI's taxonomy places the organism in Eukaryota, Metazoa, Nematoda, Chromadorea, Rhabditida, Rhabditidae.